Messenger RNA from Corythoichthys intestinalis (scribbled pipefish), 2770 nucleotides. It is a transcript of the gene mrpl21, whose product is annotated as mitochondrial ribosomal protein L21. Gene Ontology annotation, cellular component: ribosome; mitochondrial large ribosomal subunit. Gene Ontology annotation, molecular function: structural constituent of ribosome. NCBI's taxonomy places the organism in Eukaryota, Metazoa, Chordata, Actinopteri, Syngnathiformes, Syngnathidae. Bases 63 to 632 code for a protein of 189 amino acids. The transcript is spliced from 3 exons. The record is from RefSeq and is a predicted model, not a curated record.
CUGAUUUACGGCACAUUCACGACACAAUGCUGCCACUUAUCUAAAAAAAAAACAUCGCAUAAAUGCAUCUAAACCACAUGGACAAGCAGCUUGUAUGGAAAAUAUGGGCCUCCGUCCUUCAUCCCGCCGCAGCCCGAUUGCAAAGCUCGGUUAGUGGCGCCUUAGUGCCUCUGACCUCGCUGUCCAGACCUCCUUGGCCGGAGACGAAGCUGGUGCCGGAGGAGGAGCAGCGGCGGCAACACGCCGCCCUGACGAGCGCCGUCAACCGGCUGAUCGAACAAGGCGACUAUGGGCGCCUCUUCGCUGUGGUGCACUUCGCAGGCCGACAAUGGAAGGUGACGGACGAGGACCUGAUCCUUAUCGAGAACGACAUAGAGGUGGAGUGCGGCGAGCGCCUGCGCCUGGAGAAGGUGCUUCUGGUGGGGGCGAGUGACUUCACGCUGGUGGGCAGGCCGCUUCUGGCCAAGGAGCUGGUUCGUGUGGAUGCCACUGUGCUGGAAAGGACAGACUCGUGGCCCAAAGUGCACAUGCGCUUCUGGAAGAGGCACCGCUUUCAGCGCAAGAGGAUCAUAGUGCAGCCGCAGACCGUGCUCAGGAUCAACCGCAUCCAGCUGGCGCCUGCGCUCACGUGAGGGCACCGAAGCGAGACGAAGGAUGGCCAAGAUGGUGCCUGAUGGCCUCUUUUAAACAUCGCUCACCAGUGAUGGGACAUUGUGAUUUCCCUGGACUGUUAAUGAAACCGAUCAUGUGAAAAUGUAAACGGCUUUAGAAAUAAAUUGUGUGUUACUGUUUAAUUGAUAGUGUGAGAAAUCAAUUGAUUCGUGACAUUACAUAGAAGUCAUAGGAAAUAUGACUGCAUAUUUGGACUGUCUACAUUUUUUAUGUUUCAUUUAUUCGGAGAAGGUUUGGGGGAAAGAUGCAGAAGAGAAGAACAAAUACAUUAUUGCAUGCCUAUGCCACCCAUGAACAUUGUGGUGCCAUCUUUAGCUAAUUAUAUACGUGGGCACUGUGUUGGUGGCCUGAUAACAGGAGAAAAAUUUCAGCUAUGGUAAACCAUUUAAAAAAAAUUUUAAAGGUCCUGUAAAGUCCUUUUCAUGAGUUGUUUCUCAAUACAUUAAGAGAUGCUAAAUUAUAGCUAUAAAAUCUUUUUCAAACUCUGCCGGUAGAAUUUCUUGGGUAGCCUUCAAAAAGGAAUCUGCUGAAAACAAAUCCUGGGUUUCUGGCCUACUCAGUCCCACGUUAAAGGGAUUAAAUUCCGUCUGUUGCUAUUUGACUCAAUUGCUACUUCCUCAUUCAAAACCUGUACAUCAAGCUACGCCAACAAGAUACAGCUCGUUAAAAUACAUGUUUCAUCAGGUGCUUUCUUUUAGUGCUGCAACGAUUAAUCGAUUAACUCGAAUAAUUCGAUUAGAAAAAAGAUUGGAAUUUUGCUGCUUUGAGUAUUCGUUUUAAUAAAGUGGAGUUGUAAUGGUUUUGAAAGUGUUUGCGUUUAGUUUCAUUGAUUUGGGUGGAUACCUUGUCCGUUAGUGGCGACUGAAUAUGUACAUAUAUGUACUAAUACGUAACUCAUUUCCCAUGGCUAAAUCCAGCUGCUCCCUGUUAAGUAAAACUUAAGCUAAGUUUUUGUUUGAGCUAAUGUUUUUUUUUAAAAGUAUUCGUAAUUUAUCGGUAUAUUUAAACGUUUUUUUUUUGUGGGAAUAUGUUUUGAACCAUUUGUUAGAAGCAUUGUUAAAAAACGAUGGCAUUUUAUAGAAUUUAAGCUAGCGGAGUUUCGCUACGUAAGUUAGCAAAUUGCUCUUUUUAGAUCCUCAUUUAUGUAUUUGUUUUAUCAGCCACUACACAUCCCCUACCAUCAAACUGAGCACUGGAGCCCCUCAAGGCUGCGUGCUGAGCCCGCUUCUCUAUUCCUUGUAUACUCAUGACUGUACACCUGUCCACUCAUCAAACACCAUCAUAACAUUUGCUGACGACUCAACUGUUGUUGGUCUCAACUCCGGUGGAGACGAAACCGCCUACAGAGAUGAGGUACAGCGACUGUCAGCAUGGUGCUUGGAGAACAACUUGGUUCUGAAUUCCACCAAGACCAAGGAAUUAAUAGUGGACUACAGGAAGGUGCCUGCCUCGGAACCGGCACCUCUCUGGGUAAACAGAGUACGUGUGGAGCGUGUAAAGACCUUCAAAUUCCUCGGCGUACACCUAUCUGAUGACAUCUGCUGGUCAGCUAACUCCUCGGCCAUGGUGAGGAAAGCUCGCCAGAGACUCCCACUUUCUGAGGGGCCUCAGGAGGAACAACACGGGCAUGGAACUAAUGACUGCCUUCUACCAAGCAGCUAUUGAGUCCAUCCUCACCUACUGCAUCUCAACGUGGUAUGGAACCUGCUCGGUAGCGGACAAAAAAAUCACUGCAGAGGGUGGUGAAAGCAGCGGAGAAAAUUAUUGGCUCCUCUCUGCCACCUCUGGAGGACAUUGCUGCUGCGCGACACCUUAAAAGAGCUAAGAACAUUAUUAAAGACUCUUCCCAUCCUGCUAAUCACCUGUUUGAACUGCUGCCCUCUGGCAGGAGAUACAGGGCGAUGAGAUCACGUACAACUAGACUCAGAGUUUUUUUUCCCAGGGCCAUCCGCGUUCUCAACACUGAACAGCACUAAUUGUUCAUGAUGCUGCUAUGUAGCAACUUUUGCACAAUAAUUUAUUCUUUUGUCUUUUAUUCAGUAGUAUGUUUAAGUUGUGUGUUAUUUUACUGUCUUGUGUUUUAUGGUCCCACAGAGUA